This is a messenger RNA of Penicillium griseofulvum, 2451 nucleotides long. Its product is annotated as phosphatidate phosphatase App1 family protein. Gene Ontology annotation, cellular component: actin cortical patch. NCBI's taxonomy places the organism in Eukaryota, Fungi, Ascomycota, Eurotiomycetes, Eurotiales, Aspergillaceae. The transcript has a single exon. Gene Ontology annotation, molecular function: phosphatidate phosphatase activity. The coding region runs from base 1 to 2451 and encodes 816 amino acids. The record is from RefSeq and is a predicted model, not a curated record.
AUGGCGCAGUCCGGACUUUCAUCAACAUGGGGGCCAGGGAAUGGCGAUGGUGCUGCUGCCCCCGGUAGCCGUCGAAAGAAGGUUUACGAAUAUUUCAAAGCGGCCAAUGAGCUACGACAGGCCUACACAUCACAAUGGUCGGGGCAGAGGAAUGAACACGAUGAGGACUACUACAAUACCCCCGGUGCCUUUCCGGAUGUGGAGAUCGCACGGUCAGGCGACGAGGAGAUGGUGGUCUUCCCCAGUUAUGCUCGGAAAUUGACAGAGAAGAAAAGCACCGGUACUAGCGCACGUUCGCGACGUGAGUCGUGGGCAGAAAUCGAUGAAUACAGGGGUGCAACCCAUGAGGAUGAUGAACCCCCCACACCUACUUGGGAUGCAACGGAUACUGAAGAUGCAGUGGUGGCCGUUGACGUGCGUGGCUGGAUUUACUCUCCUAGUCGGGGGCCGAUGAGCCGAAAGCACCGGUUGAUGAUUGCACUAGCCAGGAAGCUGAGCGGGAUUUCUACACCAAGUGGAAGUACAAAUGAUGAAAGUGACGACAAAGUCUCUGGGAAGGGAGAUGAUGCAUACAUCGACAAGGAGCUCCAAUCAUUAGUCGCAAAGGCUGAGAAGGAAGCAGACCCAGCUUGGAAAGGCUCGCAUGCGGAGCAAGCACACCAUCCUAGCGCACCGUUGACUAAAGAUCAAUUAUCUAUGGCGAAUGCCCAUCUAAUGGAAAGACUUCGUCCAUUCUUGACGAAUCCAGUUGGGAGCAUGCCAGUGACGGUGUUCUUCUUCAACGACAAUGAGAGCAAAUCUCGAAAUAUCACGACGGAUGAAUCAGGUCAUUUUACUCUGCGCGCUACACUUCCCUUUGUGCCAACGCAUGUUCGCGUGUUGGCAUCCGAAGACCUCUCCGUCGUAAGGCCGAUUGAGGUCAUCGAUCCGGUUGGAAUCAGUUUGAUCAGCGACAUCGAUGAUACAGUCAAGCACUCAGCCAUUGCCAGUGGAGCGAAAGAAAUGUUCCGAAACACCUUCGUCCGUGAAUUGGAUGAAUUGACGGUCGAAGGAGUCAGCGACUGGUACUGCAAACUGGCCGACCAGGGUGUGAAAAUUCACUAUGUGUCAAAUGCUCCCUGGCAGCUGUAUCCCCUACUUGAGCGGUACUUCAAGAUGGUAGGAUUACCUCCUGGCUCCUUCCAUCUCAAACAGUACUCGGGCAUGCUUCAAGGAAUCUUUGAGCCCACCGCAGAGAGGAAGCGGGGGUCAUUAGAGCAAAUCCUGCGCGACUUCCCAGAACGAAAAUUCAUUCUUGUCGGCGACAGUGGUGAAGCUGAUCUAGAGGUUUACACGGAGAUUGUCUUAGCAAAUCCCGGCCGCAUUCUGGGUAUCUUCAUUCGUGAUGUUACGACCUCAGAAACCCAGAAGUUCUUCGACAAAUCCGUCGGCCAUCUUGACCAGUCUAAACGCAGUCACAGUUCACCAAAUGUAGUGGACCAGUCGGACGCUGCUAGCAACAGACCAGCACUGCCGCCCCGAGGUGGCACAGCUGCUGUUGACUCUCCAGUGCCCGUAGGCCAUCGCGAUCCGGAUCCCAGCGAUCUUGACCUCGAGGACCUGAUUGAUCUCACAGAUCUUAUCAUCGGUGAUCAGCCACCUCCAGCGGGGCUCACACACCCCACAACUCCACGACCACGCCCAGCGAAACCAAUCAAACCAUCUGCACUGCGCAUGGUUUCUACGCCAGCUGAUUUGGCGAAGAGCUCUAGGCCAUCAUCCCUGCGCAACGUUGCUACACACGAUGCGCCAGAAGAAGAGUCCAAACCGGCGCCAGCCCAAGAGCCUCCCAAGCGCAAACCAGCCCCGCCUGUGCCACCCAGACGUGGAGUUCCCAAGACAGGUUCAUUGAUUGAUUUAGAUCCCUCUCCUUCAACAUCUCAGAGUAGCUCUGGGACAUCAACGAAUGAAACAGCUUCCUCGUUGCUUAAAGGCCUCAAUAAUAGUUCUGCAGGCUCUCAGAAUCAAUCACAAGCUACACGAGCCAAGCCACCACCCCCUCGUCCGCCUCCACGUCGCACAAAUACCGGGUCUUCUACAUCCAGUACAGAUUCCUCCAUAUCAACUACACCGGCUCGCACUCCGAGCAGCAUUCAAUCAUACCCAGCGGCAGCCGCCCAGGCUGCAUAUCAAGGGUUCCAAUAUGCCAGCGACCGACUCAAUUUCUCGUCCAACCAAUCACUUAGAAGAACAGAUACCAAUGGCGAAUCGGGCGUACCGCCUGCGCCCCUUCUAAAUAAGCGCGAGGAGCUUUGGCGACGUCGUUGGGACCGCGCGAGCGAGGUGCUUGAACAGCACGGUGUUACGCUGGGCAGUUGGCGGGUCGGAAAGGAUGCGCAGCCUGUUUGUGCGUGGUUAAUCGACGAGGCAAUGAAAGACAUCAAAGCUGGUCGUUCGAAGGGUGAUCAUUGA